AUGUGGGAUCCCCAGGAACGUCUCACCCUCCAGUGGAAGAAUCACCCAUCGCGACCGUCCGCAUUGCAACCCGGUGAGACCUUUCGUCCGCGAUCCGUCUCGCCCUCCGCACGAAAGAAACGGCAACCGAUCGCUGCCUCACGCGUCACCGCCCAUUACGGAACGGCCGAAACACCGGCCCGCCGCACGGAGUCCCCCCACCCGUACACGCGCACCGAACAUUCCCCGCCCCGUCCCGAGUCAACUACAUCCGAUCACCAACCACAGUCGAGCCACGAAACUUUGGAUCCCGAUCCUCCACUUUAUUCUGGGCCCGUCGACGACGAAACACACAGCGACGGGGGCGCUCGUAGCACACCCACUGCGGGCCGCGACCAAGGCAACAAAGGUGAUUCCCCUCCACCAACGUCGCGACCCAUUCCCGUCAAGCCUGAAAGUGACGUCGGGACAAAACCAUCUCCGGAACACGUCUCCGUAGCGUCGCUCGUGGCACGCUUGGCGGCCGUCCGACGUGACAAUCCGGACGACGCCUUGGCGCAGAUUGAUGCUAUUUUACGACAGGAAAGUGGAUCCAUGUCGCAGUCGCAGAAUACAGCCUCGGAUUUGCGUUCGCAACUCAGUCUGGCCAGCGGCAGUCGCAGUUACACCCCGAGCAUCGGUACGGAUACGUCCGUAGCGAACGUCUCACCCCCACCGGACGCUGUGGAAACAGUCCACGACGAGCCAGCCGAGGAGGACGUGGACUAUGCGGACAACGACGACGAUACUUCCGUUUCCAGCAUUACCAAUCCGACAUAUCUGGGAAACCACGCGCAUCGGAAAAGAGGUAUGACUGCGUUUGCCACGACCUACCGACGACCAAGGCCUUCUUCACUCCAGGCGUACAACAAACCGCAACGCCAUCGCGGCACAGAGGCAUUGCCGAUUGUUAGUGAGGGCCCCGAAUCCAAACGCGAAAGCCGUCGCCAAAAGAGUAUCGUGACGCCACCAGCUACCAUCCAAGUCGGAGCCGCCAAGGACAGCCCACAUGUCGCGCGGUCGGCCACGGGCGGGUCGGGCCGACCGCCAUCCCCCAUGGAUGUUGUGGACGACUUGGUUGAGGAAUUUUUUGCCAAGGGCGGCGGUGCCAAACGGGAAGUGCAGGCAUCGGCGUCGGACGAAAUCGAAGAAAAGCUGCGACGCUGGGAUGCCAUGAGUACGCCUGAUCGGGAAGAAGCCAAGGCACAAACUCGGUCCGUUACGUCAGGGGAGGCACAGCAUCUAGCGAUACCGUACUCCAACGCAAGGUCCUCUGCCUCUCAAAGAUCGCCCACAUCCGACGCCAUUGAAGAGCUGUGCAGCAAAGUUACCAAGGAGAGCGUGAUUGCUACCCCCAGUCGAAGACAACACCCUUGGGAUUCGACGACAUCGUCAGACGAUGGUCCUGUUGGGGUCACAAGUGUGGAUGGGUCCACUGGUGUGGAAGUGGAAUACACUCCUCUCGAUACCGAUCUCAGUUCAUCGAAACAGACUCGCUCAUCUCCAUAUCGCCAUCCGUACGAUGACCAAACUCGUCAGGAAGCAAAUCACUUUCCUAUCGAACCGAUGUACUCGUUUGAUGCCUUUGAAGACGCGGAGCAGGUGAACUGGGGAACGACGCCAAGUUUUUCUGGGGAACAACAUGCACGCUCGAGUGGUCUCGCGGAUGAAUUUGAUUCGGCUUGGGUGGAUCUCCCAUCCUCCGCAUUCUUUCCAGAAAGCAAGCGCUUCUGGUCCAACGGAGAGACGGACUCGACUGUCGGACGAGUCGUCCCGCUAAAACCAGAACCAAAAAUCGUCCGGGACCUCGGUACCAACGACAGCUUCGGCAAUGUACACAAAGACAAAUCACAAUUUCACACGAACAGCACCGAUUAUAGCGUCCCCGACGACGAAUCCGCAACGACUCCUUCAAUUCAUGGUAACGUGCAAAAGAUUGAAGCUCGUGUCUAUCAAUCGAACAAUCGACCUGGAGCUCGAUACUUUCCGCCAGCACGGGUAUCGGCACCUCACACUUCGGGCAGCUACGAACAGGGUCGGUGGGAAGAGGAAAAGUAUGAUACCACCGUCACGGCGACUCAAUUUCACGUGAAUGCGAGUCCAAAAGCCCCCCGGGGUCUACGAGGCUUUCUCAAUCGCCGGUACAACAAGGGGAACUCCGGAACAAGUCAAGUGAGCGUAGGGUCCGGAUCUCGGUACAGUAGUCGUUACUCGCAAAAACGGAUUCAUACACUUUUCCAGAAUGGCAACGAAAGAGAGAAAGAUUAUAAAGAAAUGGAUCCCCCAUACGCAUCGCAUCGGGGUGGACGGGCAUCCCUAUCGCCGAGUCGGGAACGGUCCCGUUCGUUAGACGAACGGCGACUACGACAUCCCGGCAAAGGCCGCAAGUUCAGUCGCUUUGUACCCGUGUACGAUGACGAUGACCGUAAUCGUACAGCACAAGCUUACAGUUAAUACAAUGUGAGAACCUUAUACGUUGGCUACUUUAAAAGGAGGUUAAACAAUCUU
Phaeodactylum tricornutum CCAP 1055/1 is the source of this 2526-nucleotide messenger RNA. RefSeq lists its product with no specific name. The transcript has a single exon. The record is from RefSeq and is a predicted model, not a curated record. NCBI's taxonomy places the organism in Eukaryota, Bacillariophyta, Bacillariophyceae, Surirellales, Neidiaceae. Bases 1 to 2472 code for a protein of 823 amino acids.